Molecule: messenger RNA, 3012 nt
Organism: Somion occarium
Lineage: Eukaryota; Fungi; Basidiomycota; Agaricomycetes; Polyporales; Cerrenaceae
Source: the annotation of a GenBank genome assembly
CUCCUGGCUACUCAUUUCUGGAGUCUUCCACCAAGACCUCCUUUCUCUUUCUCCAGCGACAUCCCACUCUGCUGUACUUCCAACACUACUCCUCCUUCUUAGUCCUACCUAUCCUUCAAUUUCCCAUGGUUUCUGCCAUUUCUAAGAAAUCCAAAUACUCAUAUGCUGAACGUGCGUUAUCAUUAUAAUGGCGCAGUCGCUAGCCACUACUUGUGGAGCUGACCAUACCAUAGUCCACAUCGCAACGAUCCGAGCACAAGUCCGUAAGACUGCGCAAGACCGUAAAGAUAAGCUCGGUCCACAAUGGUCUUCUUGGGUCACUCGCACUCUGAAGAAAUUUGAAGAGCAAGGUGUCCUCUCUAUCGAUGGCGCGAACAAUGUCACAUUUACUUCCGAUGCUAAGAAGGCAUUCACAUCCGUUCGACGAGAGACUGUUGAUGCGCUUCCUACCGACGACGUUGUCAUUAAGUCUGUCGCUCACCAGUUGACAAGUGGCGUCAAGCGAAAACGACGAUUUUCUGUUCCUCAACCUCGUCUGAGCAUCUCUGAUGAUGAAGGUGAAAACGAAUACGACUCGAUUUCCGCUAGACGGCCUGUAAGCAAGAAGUCUCGCCGACGCAGCAUUGCUGCGGCUCCACGAACUGCUAAGAAGCGUAUUCAUGAACCUACGGACGAUGAACAGGCAGAAAUUGCACGACUUCAAGCAGAAGUUCAAUCUCUCCGUCAUCAACUUGCCGUGUCGAGACUUGAACGGACGGCGACACCGGAGCUAACUGAGGAUUUGAAUUCCACCAGUACUCCACGUGAGGUCACUCCUCCCGCACAAGUACCGCCUCCAAUUUCCCAACGACCCCUCCCGGGCGCAACCCGUACACAAUCCGGUUCUAUGAUUGACCAGUAUAGUAAACAGCCGACUCCUGCGCCCACUUCUCCAGGUGCUAUGGAGCAUGAGCAUGAUGAAUUCGAUAUGGUUCCACCUCUCCCGGACAUUGCGGAGGACUACAACCCUCGCCGUAAUAUUUCGGAUGCCUCUCACGGACUUGCGACUCCUCCGCCGUCAUCGCCAAUGGAGUUUGAGGAUUCGUCUCAUAGACCGACUGGCCAAGAACUCGACGCCAGUCGUGCCAACCUCAGAGGCACCAUCUCCGAACUGGAGUCAGAAAUUGCCAAAUUAGAACGCGUCCUGAGCGAGAAGCGAGCUCAGUUAGCAGUUCAAGAUACCGACAUCGUUGCCGAGAAGGCCCGCGCACAAAGUCUGCAAAUUAGCGUCAUCAAGUUGCAAGAUCUUCUUAAUGCGAGAGAAACAGCGCUUGCGAAGGCCGAAGAGACAAUCAAGGAGAGCGAUUCUGCCUUAUCUGCAGCACAUUGUGUUGCAAGCGAGCUCAAACGUCAGCUGAAGGCUGUCCACGAGCAACUGCUUACAUUGCAGACUGAGCGCGACAAGGUGCUUGCCCGUGCCGACGUCAGCGCUACCGAUCUAGCGAAGGAGAAGGACGCUCAUUCUCGCGCACUUCGGGAAAAUCAGGAGUUGAAGGACAAGUUGUCCGCCGCCGAAGAUGCUGCGUCGAGCUUGCGAACUGAGGUCGAUGCGGAGAAGGUCGUUGCUUCCUCCCUUGAGUCCCAGUGCCAUGCUAUGGAGGACCGUUGCCAGGUUGCUGAAAGGCAAUCUGCCGAAGCUCACGAACGGCUUUCGGAUCUGACAUCUCAGUUGAAGACUCUCGAGGAGUCCUCUGAACUGGGGCGAGAACGGGCUGUCGCUGUCCAAGAGGCAUUGAUAGCCGAACUGACUCUUGUGAACUCAGCGUUGGAAGAGAGUAAGGCCGCAGAGGCCAAGCUUCGAGAUGAGUUCACUCGUAUGCUUGCUGACAGAGACGAGGAGAUCUCCACGCUCCGAGGUUCUAUUUCGUCGCUUGAAGAACAGUUAUCAGCUUCUAACCAAAUCAUUGAACGUCUCACACAAAAGCUGCACAGCGUUUCCGAGCAAGAGCAAGCCCUUGCCGCUGACCUUCUGACCCGAGACACUACGAUCACUGAGCUGCAGGCAUCCCGAGAUGACGCUCUGACGCAGAUUUCCUCUCUUUCCACAGAGUUGUCGAAGAACAAGAUUGAGCUUGCCGACGUUGAGCUUGCUUUGGACGAGACCAGGUUCCGUCUGGAGAAGACAGAGGGUGAAUUUGACGGACUUCGUGACGACCUGUUGACCGAGAAGGAUGUUCAUGUUGCCUUGGAAGACCAACUGUCAUCGGUGCACUCGGAAAAUGAGCAGCUCAGAGUGGAACUCUCCGGCAAAACAGGGCAAUUAGAGACCCUCCAAGCAGACCUUGUCGCCAUGCACGAGAAGGAGGUGGCGCUCAGGAACAAACUUCAAGAAUUGGAAAGGCAGCAUUCGAGUGAAAUCUCAGACCGGGACGUAAAACUGGCCUCAUUACAAGCAUCUUUCCGAUCCGUCGAAGAUUCUCUUCGGGAUACCCUGGAGCAGUUGCAAGCUAUGCAGAAUGAUAAGGAAAGUCUCUCAUCACAGUUGCAUGCGGCGAGGGACGAAGUCGCGAUGCUCCGCUCUACCGUGGAUUCACAGAGCGCCCUGGUUGCGAGUCUCGAACGGGAUCUUGAAGUUGUAUCCACACGUGCUCGAGGGGCAGAAGAAGAAAUUGAAGAACUGCAUAAAGCCAAAACUCACCAUGAAGCUACCAUUGCCGCCAUUCGGGAAAGUUAUUCCCGAUUACGUCAAGUGCAACUUGAUACCUUGGCCGAGCUGGACGAUAAGGUUGCUUCUAUUAACUCAUCUUUCAUGCCUCACGCUCGAAGUUCGGUUGUAUCUAGGGCGGCUGCUCCUACCCAGUCCUGAGCUUCUGCGAUACCUCCAUUCUUCAUGCCACUUUACUACUACGAUUGAUCAUGCCAAAUGAUGUAACGUUGAUCUGCUAUCAUUCAUAAUCACGAUCUCAUAGGGUUACGUUAGGAUGUACAUACAAAGCUUCAAUGAAAUUAUCUCCAUAAAAUUUAAGAUGCGUC